Messenger RNA from Saccostrea echinata, 667 nucleotides. RefSeq lists its product as uncharacterized. The record is from RefSeq and is a predicted model, not a curated record. NCBI's taxonomy places the organism in Eukaryota, Metazoa, Mollusca, Bivalvia, Ostreida, Ostreidae. Bases 44 to 379 code for a protein of 111 amino acids. The transcript has 3 exons.
AUUAAGUCAGCUAGCUUUACUUCACUAAAAUUAUUGUUUACAAAUGGCGGACGAACCAAAAGAACAAGAAAUGGAAGAAAGCGACAAUCCUGAAAAAAGCUUAGAAGAUUUUGUCACCGAACAUUAUAAUAAACAAAAAAAAGAAGGAAAGAUGGAUGCUACUGAGGAAAUUGAUGAUAAAAGGACAAUGGACUUUUUUGCACGAGCCAUGUCAGAAAGCAAAAGGAUGAACUUAGAAGUAAAUAAAUCAGAACAGAAGCUUGCUAAGCUACAUGCUGAAUUAGGGAAGGAGAAGGUUGCAGCAUGGCAGGCUGAGCAUGCAGCAGAAGUUCUUACACCAGAGCAGAUGAGGCACAUGGGAUUCCAACAGGCUUCUUGAAUUCCAACAGGUUUCUUCAAUUAAUGAUUACAUCAAUCAUUUAUUUCAUAAUGGAUGUUUACAAUUUUACUGAAAGAAGUGAUGGACUUACUCUCCAUUCGUCAUAAGUAAUGUGAUAAACAGUCUUCAGAAGCAUAGUUCUGCUUGUUGUGGGGUUCAAAUGGUUAAGUUUAUAUUCUUAUGUUUCAAUAUCAAUUCAGUACAGCAAACUAUUUGCCAUUUGUAUUCCUGUACAUAUUUCAUUGCCUUUCAUAAAUUGUUAUGUAAUAAAAAAAAUGUAAGCAUAUA